AUGAAUACUAUUAAAUCAUUCUGGGUUGGAUGGGGAUCUCUCUCUGGUGGCGGCGCAUACUACUUUGCAAAGAAAUCGAUCAAUGCCGACCGUCAAGCUAAAUUCGAGGCUGGCCAGAAGAAGCGCGCUGAGCAAGAGGCUCUCGAGUACUCGGCGUCGAAAGCAGGAUCGAAUGGAGGACCAGCAAGAGCAGACCCCUCCGGCUCUCCCAGCUCAGAAGCAACGUCAGACCCCGCACCGACACGGCAUGCGCCGGAUACUGAGGCUCAGAGGGUUCGAGAGAAGAGCAAGUACGAGACGAGUGAUCCAUUCCGGGCUAGGAAGGGUGACCGGUUCAGUUGA
Molecule: messenger RNA, 342 nt
Organism: Drepanopeziza brunnea f. sp. 'multigermtubi' MB_m1
Lineage: Eukaryota; Fungi; Ascomycota; Leotiomycetes; Helotiales; Drepanopezizaceae
Source: RefSeq, a predicted model, not a curated record